UGACCGCCUCCGCGCGUUCCCGCAGCAGCCGCCUCCUCCGCCAGCUCAGCCGUGGUGCGGCCGCCGCCUGCGAAGGAAAAACACUGCCCGCGUGAAGGCCUCUGCAGCAGCCGCAGCGACGACGGAGAGAAGCCCACACGCCGCGUGAUCCGCGCACAGCCGCCGCCUCGUCAAGUCCAGCGUGAAAUAAGGCGAAUCGUUAGAAAACGGCCCCAGUAAUGGCGACAGCUGCGGUGUCUGCCCCUGCCGGCUGCGGCCCCAGCCCCGGGCCGGGGACCGAGCUCGUCCGCGGACAGGCUUUCGACGUCGGGCCUCGCUACAGCAACCUGUCCUACAUCGGGGAGGGCGCCUACGGGAUGGUUUGCUCUGCCUAUGACCGAGAGAACAAGAUCCGUGUGGCCAUCAAGAAGAUCAGCCCUUUUGAGCACCAGACCUACUGCCAACGCACCCUGAGAGAGAUUAAAAUCCUUCUGCGCUUCAAGCACGAGAACAUCAUCGGGAUCAACGACAUUAUCCGCACGCCCACUAUCGACCAGAUGAAGGACGUAUAUAUUGUCCAGGAUCUCAUGGAGACGGACUUGUACAAGCUCCUGAAGACUCAACACCUGAGCAACGACCACAUUUGCUAUUUCCUUUACCAGAUCCUACGAGGGCUCAAGUACAUCCACUCUGCCAAUGUUCUGCACCGUGACCUGAAACCCUCCAACCUGCUGCUCAACACCACCUGUGAUCUCAAGAUCUGUGAUUUCGGUUUGGCUCGUGUGGCUGAUCCCGACCACGAUCACACCGGUUUCCUAACAGAGUAUGUAGCCACUCGCUGGUAUCGGGCACCUGAGAUCAUGCUCAACUCCAAGGGCUAUACCAAGUCCAUAGACAUCUGGUCAGUGGGUUGCAUCCUGGCUGAGAUGUUGUCCAACAGGCCAAUCUUUCCUGGAAAGCACUAUCUGGAUCAGCUUAACCAUAUUCUGGGGAUCCUGGGUUCCCCCUCUCAGGAGGAUCUCAACUGCAUUAUCAACAUUAAGGCCAGGAACUACCUCUUGUCGCUGCCUUUGCGCUGCAAGGUGCCGUGGAACCGCCUCUUCCCCAAUGCUGAUCCAAAAGCUCUGGACCUGUUGGACAAGAUGUUGACCUUUAACCCUCACAAGAGGAUUGAGGUGGAGGAGGCUCUGGCGCACCCCUACCUGGAGCAAUACUACGACCCCACAGACGAGCCUGUUGCCGAGGCCCCGUUCAAGUUCGACAUGGAGCUGGAUGACCUACCCAAAGAGACACUGAAGGAGCUCAUCUUUGAGGAGACUGCACGUUUCCAGCCCGGUUUUAGGUCUUAACAUCUCACAGAUGAUUCUGUGGACUGGCUUCUGCGUUGCCGCCGCUCCUCCCUGCCUCCACACUGUUGCUGUGAUGGUUCCCUUUUUUUUCCCUUUUUUUUCGUCCUUUCUCCUGUUGUCCAUCAUCACCUGGUUCCUUGGGUCUCAUCACUCGUCAAGUCCACUUUGCUCAGGAAUGGCGUCAGGAAUCAAUCAAUCAACCAACCAACCAAUCAUCUCUGUCUCCUUUUUUUUCCCCUCUCUCUCUUUCAGAGGUGUGGGCAAGGGGGUUCACAGCACAGCUUACAGUUUGGGGGAGAUUUUGUGUUUUAAGCCAAGAUAAACAACAACUUCAUGUGUCUCGCAGGCGUUUGGCUCUGUCGAAUUGAGACAUUUUCGAUAGGCUAGCUGUUGUGUUUUUGGUGCGACUGUCGUGGUUGUAACUCUGCCUACAUUGCACAAACAAGUGGAAGAUUACGCAUAAGAAUCCUCCAUCAAUUAAAAAGAAAAAGGUCGUUUGAAAUUUCUGGUCUUGGUUGCAAGUUACGAGGGACACCGUUGAUCUUGAUCUUUUCUGUUUAUUGCUUAAAAAAAGUAAAAACAAAUCUGAAUUGAAAAUAAAUUUAUGCAAAGAAAUCCGCCACAAGCCAUCACUGCUGAUGAGCUAGAUCUCAUCAGGCCUUGUAUUUUAAUCCCUAUCUCGCAAAGCCCAAAUGCAAAUAUAUAUAUAUAUAAAAAAAUGUGUGUGUAUAGCCAAAAGAGUCUUAAGAUAUUUUAAUAGCAGGAGUUUGAUGAUGAAAACUGGCUCAAACAAAUUGAACCUGUUUGUUUUUAUUAAAACGUUUAAAGGCCCUUUAUUCUCCUUUAAUGGGCUUCAGUAAGAUGUCAGUUUGUGUGGAAGCACCAGCGUGCGGUGCCAGUAUAAUGUUUCCCAAUUGAUUACUGCCUUAGCCGUGAGAAGCUAAAGGAUAAGUAGAGUUUGUUUUAUACAAGCCUGUAUGCACAGUGCAAUAUUUAUCACCAGAGGAAGAUUAACUGCAUCAGGAAAAGAAUUCACUUGUUUGGCGUGAAGGAAAUGUUGUUGUGCCUCCCUUUUCUUCCUGUUUCGUGUUCUCUUCUUCUUCAGCGUCUCUCUCGCCUUGUUCAAAUAAUACUGUGCCCUUUGCAUGACUGUUAUAAGCUCUGUAUACAAAGACAAUGACGAUGUUAAGUGCCACACAAGCCGGACACAUCCGCCACGAGGGCGCCCGGACUCUCUGUUCUACCUUUUUGUGGAAUAUCACACGUCCCCAAUAACAUGGUGCUUUUCUUUCUUUUGCUUCAGUGUGGUUUCGGCCCGUUUUCCAUCUCCAUCGUUGUUUCUUUUCUACCAAGCCUCCUCAUUUUGAUCUCGUCCGCAUGCUACGGCAGCGUCAAGCGGUUGCAAAUAGGAGAAUAACCAUAUGUGUGCGCACACACGAGUCACAGAACCACAGGAACAGAACCAGACAUGAUGCAGUUCAUGACACUCGAUUGCAUCAUGUUAUGGUUUCUGUCCUUUGAAACGUUAUUUUGCUUUAAAUUGCACAUUUUCACAGUGAUGACAUUUGGCAGUACAGACCAUCCUUUCACCUCUUGUCAGUAACUGCUAAAUGAAGACUGUUGAAUUUGAAGACUUUUAUUUCCAGUGAAAGAACCUAGAGUAACGCGUGCGUUUGGAAACAAGCAGAGAUAAACAGGCUUCAUCUGCAGUGUCCAGUGUUUCAUCAGACGUUGUACAGUAUGUAGUCAAAUUUCCAGCUUCACGGCACACCUUGACCUAGUAUUAAUUACGACACACAAGCAUUUCCUAGUAGAUUAGUCUAAAUCUACCUGAACAGACUCUUCAGACUGAAACACAAACUUAAGUCUAACAUACAACAAUUUCAGGACAUUUGUGCUGCUUUGACUGAAUUUUUUUUCAUUGAUGUUUACUGGACGUUUUUUCCAGUGAUGUUUAUGGUUGAUGUCAAAGUGUUGAGUGAGCUGUGAAAUGAUUUUUGUUUAUUUCAGACGACAAGCAAAACUCAAACAUUUCAGUACAUGCGCGGUGAGCAGAGCUGCUUCGGCCGAGUGGAAUCAGUGGACAGAACCAAAGGUCCACUUGGACUUUUUCAUUUAACAUUGGAAUGAAACUGUGUGAAGAGUAGGAGCUAGGAGAAGAAUUGAGUCGAGCCAUUUGUGAAGGUUGUGACUUUGAUGAAUAAAUUAAAUUUCAUAUUAGCUACAGCAAAGGCUUAUUAUCGUCGUGAUUGUUUUUACAGUUACUUACAUGUCAAAACUGCAAAAGUAGUCAAUAAAUGCUUGAAACUAUUGUGAGGUUAGUUAUUUUCAGGUUUUGUUGGUCCUUAAACUCAUCUAAUGAGCUUUUAAAAAGAAAACAAAACCUUUCUGACCAAAACUCUGUCGCAGAAAUUACCGUUUUUGCACUGGCGGGCGUGACCUACACUUACACAGACAAGUUGGAGACUCAUUUGGCCCAGUACUCCUCACACUCACACGACUAAUAAAUGCACUUGCUUCUACAGAUAGUGGGAUGGGGACUUGUAAUCCACGGUGCCUGCCGGGACUUGACUUGCCUGUAGAUAGUCUUUUUGGGGGGAGGGGGGUUGAGGAGGCUCGGUGAGAACUUUAAGGGCACUAGAAAUCUUAGUCGGAUUAGUUGUAUAAAAAAAGCUUCUGCUGAGUUCUUUGUGCAACCUGUCUGUUUGUGCCUUUUUUGAUAGUCUUGAUAUCCAAGAUUUGAUGUGCAGCUUUCGUUGAGUCGGGAAUCGGUUGUAAUCACAAUAUACACUCUUAAAAAUGAACACAAUCAUGUCUGGGGGUGGGGGGGGUUGCGUGGGGAUCUUUAUCUUUCGGUUAUGUAAAUUUUAAUGAAAUUUGUUGACACCGCUGUGAUUUGUGACUGUAUUGAAAAGAUAAACAUUUGGGUUUUUUGCGUUACCCUUUUUCCUUGAGCUUAUUUUCCUUUUUGAUGUUUUUGUGCAGAUAUUUUUAUUGUAAAAUGAAUGUUCUGUUUCUAUCAGACACUAAUCUUGUUUGAGUUGUCUCAAGUGGAAAUGCUUCACUCUGUAUGUUUUGAUCAAUAUAAACCUUUAAUUGUGUAAUUAACAUUUCUGAAAGAUGAAAGAAUAAGAUCCUUGGUUGUAUUUUAAGGUUUUUGUUUGACCUGCCAUAGAAACAGAUUGAAUUCAGUCAGUUUUAUUUUGCUAUUGUGAAGGAUUUGACUUGAACGAAGCAUUUCUUUGCUCUUAUUAAAGACUGACUGCCACUUUAAAAAAAACAGAUUUUUCAAUGUUUUGUUUUUUGUUUUUGCAACUCUCUGCCAUGACAUUUAAAUAGACGUUCAUUAAAAACACUGUACCAUCA
Betta splendens (Siamese fighting fish) is the source of this 4694-nucleotide messenger RNA. It is a transcript of the gene mapk1, whose product is annotated as mitogen-activated protein kinase 1. Gene Ontology annotation, biological process: protein phosphorylation; intracellular signal transduction. Gene Ontology annotation, cellular component: cytoplasm; nucleus. The transcript has 9 exons. Gene Ontology annotation, molecular function: MAP kinase activity; ATP binding. The record is from RefSeq and is a predicted model, not a curated record. The coding region runs from base 219 to 1328 and encodes 369 amino acids. Lineage: Eukaryota; Metazoa; Chordata; Actinopteri; Anabantiformes; Osphronemidae.